AUGGGCACCUCUUCGGCGGCCGCGACGCUGCUUCAACGCCAAUUGAAACAAAUGCAGUCCGACAAAGACAUCCCUGGGAUCAGUUGUGGCCUCGCUGACGACAACAUCUUCGAGUGGGAAGUCAUGCUCAUGAUUAAUGACGACUGCAAAUACUACGGAGGCGGUUUCUUUCGCGCCAGAAUGUCCUUCCCUCAGGAUUACCCGUUGAUGCCUCCGAAGCUGAAGUUCGAGACACCCAUCUUCCACCCCAAUAUAUACCCCUCCGGAGAAGUGUGCAUAUCGAUCCUACACCCCCCCGAAGAAGAUAAAUAUGGAUACGAGUCUGUUGCUGAGAGAUGGUCACCUGUACAAUCGCCAGAAACCAUCUUGAUAUCGGUCAUCAGUAUGCUGAGCAGUCCCAACGACGAAAGCCCGGCGAAUGUGGAUGCAGCCAAGAUGUGGCGAGAGGAUCCCAAAGGCUUCAGGAGAAAAUGCCAAAGAAUCGUCCGGGAAUCCCUUGGGGAAGAGUGA
Exophiala oligosperma is the source of this 510-nucleotide messenger RNA. RefSeq lists its product as uncharacterized. Gene Ontology annotation, cellular component: cytosol; endoplasmic reticulum. The transcript is spliced from 2 exons. The record is from RefSeq and is a predicted model, not a curated record. Bases 1 to 510 code for a protein of 169 amino acids. Lineage: Eukaryota; Fungi; Ascomycota; Eurotiomycetes; Chaetothyriales; Herpotrichiellaceae.